GAGAAGAUUGAUUCCCAAUAUGCUCAUGGGUUGCAAGAACUAGAAUUUAUUCGGGAGAAGAGUGAUACAGAGGCUGCAAGGCUGUGUGUGGACCAGUGGUUAAAAAUGCCAGGUCUGAAACCAGGCUCUAUUACCAGUGGAAGAAGAGUUGGUUAUAAGGUGGCAGGUCAGAAGCAAGUCUACAGCAGUCCCAAAUGUUGUCCUGUGAUGCAUUGCAACAGAGAGUUUGAUAAUGUACAUCUUCUUCUAGGUCACCUUCAAAGGUUUGAUCAUUCUCCUUGUGACCCAACAGUCACAUUACAUGGACCCCCAAAUAAUGCUGUUGCCUGUGUGAUAUGCUGCCAAAGAUUUUCAACCCCCCAGCAAUACAGUGAUCAUCUUUUAUCUAAGCUAAAUGAAAAUGAUGGGCAUAAAAAUGAUCUCCCUCCACAGCACAUUCAGUGUUUUGCAUGCCCAAAAUGCUUCCUCCUUUUCACCAAAAGAGAAGAGUGCUCACAACAUAUGUCAGUAAAGAACCACUUCCUCCAGGUUUCUAAAUUGAGUGAUGAACUGAAGUCUGACAUUCCUCUACCUUUCCCAUCCUAUGCAAAGAACCUUCUGAUAUCUCUGUGCAAAGAGGUCCCUUUUCAGGUGAAGUGUAUCUCCUGCCACCAGAUCCUGCGCUCGCAUAAGGAAUUAACAGCUCAUUUCAGAACACGUUGCCAUAAUUCUGGGCCCGUGGCACUGUCAAGAAAAAGCAUCUCCCAAGUUGCAGGGGUAUUUAAAACCAAAGGUCACUGUGAGAGCUGUGAUGAACUCUUUGCUGAUGAAAAUCAGAUAACCCAACAUAAGCAAACCACUCAACAUAACAUCAGGGUUUUUACUACAAUGGAAGAGUCCAUAUUGAUGUUCUGUCAUGUCAAUGGAAGAAAUAAAACCCAGACUCACUUGUGCCCUACUGUGGGUCGCUCAAGGCCACUGCUGAAAAGACAUUUGACUUCAGAGGAGUCUUCCAGUGAGAGGGGAUGUACUCCUUCAAAACAGAAGAGUAAUUUCAAAGAUGAGAACAAAGCCAAUGUAUCAAACCAAAGUCAAGGUAGUGCUUGCAAAGUGAAAGCCUGGUUCUGUGAGUGCUUUCAGAAGUUUUUUACAGAAGAGGCAGUAGAAAAGCACAUCUUAGCAGCAAACAGGAUCUGUCACAAGUGUGCUGUGUGUGGAAAGCUUGCUGAGUACUCCAGCAUUAUCCGCCUGCACAUGAGUCGCUUCCAUGGGGGAGCACACCUGACCAAUUUCCUUCUCUGGUGCAGAGCAUGCUCUGUGGAGCUGAGAGAAGAGGAUGUUAUGGGACACAUCACCGAACGCCACGGUGGACAUAGCUACUAUUACGAGCAAGAAGCUGUGGAAGAUGAAGCUAUGCCAUCUGCCUCAGACACAGUGUGUGUUUCCACGGGCCGAGACAAAGACCGCGUUCCCAGCCCGAUGGAAGUGUCUCCUGAAACAAGUUCUGUUGUGGGAAAGUGGCAGUGCCGCAUUUGUGAGGAGAUGUUUGAGUCUGAAGAGAGUGUGAAGCAGCACUGCAUGUCCCUGGAAAGCCAUGCAUUCCACAGGUACUCCUGUGGCUUGUGCAAGAACCACUUUCGGAAAGUAGGAACGCUGCAGCGACACUUCCAGGAGCAUCAUAAUCAGGAGAUACAGAUUAAAUACUUCUGUGGCCUUUGUGGUAAUCUCUUCUUUGACACAGAAGAAGAAUUUCUUACCCAUUAUAAGGAGAUUCAUAGCACGGACUAUACAUUUGUACCUGAGCAGAUGGAAGUAUCCAUAAAAGAGGAGAAUGAUUUCCUCCCAGUUGAAGAAGGAGAUUGUUUAACCUGUGGUUGCAGGACAACUUAUGCCUCCAAAACAAACAGGAGGAAUGAUUAUGAGAGUUGUCAGAAAGCCCUGCUGCAAAAAGGAAGCUUAUGGUUUCGAUGCUGCUUGUGUUCUGCAACGGCACAGAAUCUUGCUGAUCUGCACAGCCACCUCAACACUCACACGUCGCAGAAAGCCAGGGGAGAGAUGUAUGUUGUCAGGUGUGCUGCAUGCAGCAAGUACUUUGAUGAUCUUCCUAGUGCACAGCAGCACUACCACAUGAAACACUGCUUCUUGCAGAAACCUGAUCUGUCAAGUCUUGCGUCAGAAUCGGACAAUGGAGUGUUCAAGUUCACAGCAAGUGGGGCUUGUAUGGUUGGAAAACCUCACAGACCACAGGGUCAAGAAACUCCAUCCAAAACUCAGGACAGACCACAGUUGUCUCCUCUGCAGGGACCAAUAGAGGGGAAGAAAAUAAAGAGAGAGAGCUCAGCAGACUCUGAAGAACUUAGUGAAAAUGGUGAACUUCCUGACCUUGACUACCUGAGUACCAUGACUCACAUUGUGCUGGUGGAUCUGGACAACUGGGGGAGCUUAUUCAUGCAGCUGCCAGCUAACCUCAACCAAGGGACCUUUAUCUGGGGCUUUCAAGGGGGACACAGUAACUGGAAACCUCCAGUACAGUGCAAAAUCUACAAUUAUCUGAAGAGGAUUGGAUGUUUCUUUCUUCAUCCACGUUGUGGCACCAGAAGAGAAGCAGCAGACUUUGCUAUCUGUGUUCAUUCAUCAAGGUUGGAGGAGCACCUGCCCAAGCAAAUUCCUUUCACUAUACUUUCUGGAGACAAAAGCUUCCUGGAACUGGAAAAUCAGUUUAAGAUGACCCAGCGAUCAGCUUGCAUCCUCAAUCCUCACCACAUCGACGGAGACAUGAUAUGUGCCAUGCUAAACAGCAUUUCAGAUACCACUAAAGGUUCAGACAGCGAAGAGGAUGAAGAUACGAAACUAACAAUGAAGAGAAGCUUGGAAGAAAUAAACAAACAGGAAGAGCAAGAUGCAGAAUUGCAAGAAGCUAUCAAGAGGAGCCUUGAGGAAAUGUAAACGAAGAUCCUUCAAUGCACUAAGACCUUGUCCUCAGAACUGCUGACAGAGAUGGAAGCUUGUUCAUCUGCUUCCAAGGCUUCAGAAAUA
Acanthisitta chloris (rifleman) is the source of this 3015-nucleotide messenger RNA. It is a transcript of the gene ZNF451, whose product is annotated as zinc finger protein 451. Gene Ontology annotation, biological process: regulation of transcription by RNA polymerase II. The annotation marks the transcript as partial. The record is from RefSeq and is a predicted model, not a curated record. Gene Ontology annotation, cellular component: nucleus. NCBI's taxonomy places the organism in Eukaryota, Metazoa, Chordata, Aves, Passeriformes, Acanthisittidae. Gene Ontology annotation, molecular function: sequence-specific DNA binding; DNA-binding transcription factor activity, RNA polymerase II-specific. The transcript is spliced from 12 exons.